AUGUCCGAGACCGCCCACCCUUACCCAGGACUGAUGCCUAAUCUUGACGACUUCCUGCAGAACCAUCUGACUCGUGUGGAUCCACCCGAAGACGAAGCAAAUUGUCCAAUUUGCAAGGAUGAUUGGAAUGCGGAGGGCUACGGAGAGGUAGUACAGACGCGCUGUCUACACACAUUCCACGAGUGUUGUCUCCUUUGCUGGCUCCAUGUCGGCCCCACCGAACCAGCUCGGCAUAUUGCUGAGUCGAUAAUACAUGCCCGUAUUGUCGCCAAGUUCUGGGAUGCAGAUCGGAUUAUUCGGUUCUACGUAUUUCAAGCCGUGAAUGAGAUUGGCUUGGUACGCUCGUCCGAGCAGGACCGAUACCUGAAUGCGAUUCAGCCAGUCAUUCAUCAUGUGCUUGAACGCUGGCAUGAUGCGAACCCCACGCACCCGUGGGCCGCACUGCAGUGCGCCAACUGCGAUGUAAGUGAUGAGGGCAUCGCAGUCCAAGCUAUCACGCAUAUGAUGAACCUUAGCCACGUGGGGCGAUCAGACUUCGAGAUCCCUACCCAACUACUCUACAAUGGGCGGGACUGUGCAUAUACUAUGAAUUUAGUCCAGUACAACCAGCUCUCUCAUGAGCGGUAUCGGCUCUACCGGGCAAGCGUCGACCGCUUUACAGACGAUGAGCGCACUCUCUUCGGCCUUGUGCCCACUGGGUUCAACAUCUACAUCAACGCCUUGUUCAUCUCGCGACCCACGCCUCCAGUAAACGCAAUACUUGUGCAGUUGAAUCCUGAGAACGAAGUUGUUAAUUUUGCACGCCAGUGUGCACAAGGGCAAUUGGCGUUCCAGCACGCUUUGGUGUUACUCGAAGACGCUCGCAUGUAUUCGGAUGAAGAGAGCGACUACCAUAUUCACAUUCGGGAGGAAUUUCCUGGAGGCUUAGUGGAUUUCACUGUAGCGCAGUGUGAUCAUACGGACUCGAUCGCCUUUCUCAGCGAAAAUGGGUCUUCUGGCCGGAUCGUGUUCCAGUACAAGGAGGGUUUCGCGCCAGACGAUCUUUUCGAUCCUCCGAAGUUCAGUGUUCGCGGUUAG
Molecule: messenger RNA, 1077 nt
Organism: Trematosphaeria pertusa
Lineage: Eukaryota; Fungi; Ascomycota; Dothideomycetes; Pleosporales; Trematosphaeriaceae
Exons: 2
Coding region: 1-1077 (358 amino acids)
Source: RefSeq, a predicted model, not a curated record